AUGCAAAAACAAACCGCCAGGCUUUUAUACAUAACUUUAGGAUUUCUUGUUUGUAAAGAAUUAUUCAACUAUAAAUUGCAUGUGAUUCCUCAACCUCUUGUUCCUCUCAGCAAUAAAUCAUCAAGAAAACCCAUCUCUGUAAAACGAAAGCUCACGCCACCAAAUCUGUCUCUCAAGACAAAAAAGAAAAUUGCAAAAAAGACUCAAAAUGAAAACACAAUAACUGAAAAAAAUACCAAUGAAGAGCCACGAAAAAAUGAAGAAAUACAAAAAGAGAAACCAUUAAAAUCUGAAUUAAAAGAAAACAACUCAAAAAUAGCAAGAGGUGCUCUUAACGUCAAUUCUUCAGCAAAUAAAAAUAAAAAGAGAAUCUUUGACAGCUCUGAAGAGAAAGAAGAUGAGGAAGAAGAGGAGGAUGUAGAAAUUGACUCCUCAAUAUAUAGGCUAAUUGAUUAUCAAGAUAUUGAAGAAGACAGAGAAUUCUUAAAAGAAUAUGCAAAGAUUUAUAAGCAGAGAAUCCAAACUGUUCCUAAAAAACGAAAACCAGAAACUACAUAUCAAAAAUCAGCUCCUAGAAAAAUUGGUAAAGAAAGAGAGAUUUUCAAAGCCUUAGGGAAAGAAAUCAAUCUCUAUAAGCAAACCCAAUUUCUUGAAGAAUAUGAUACUUCUAAAAUCAUUUUAGAAGAGUAUGAUUUUGAUGCGACUGCAGAUGGAAUGAAAAAUAAAAAAAUGGUUCGAUUUGCGAUUGAUGAGCCGAAAACUGAUUAUAUGGCGAUACCAAUAUGGAGAUUUACUGUGAGAGCUGAACCAGAUAGUUAUGAAAAAGUGUUACAAGAUUUAUCGCAAAGAAAUAUCAAAGGAGUUGAAAUUAUUAGUGAUAAUCCGUCUGAUAAUUCUUUGGUUUAA
Messenger RNA from Blepharisma stoltei, 906 nucleotides. Lineage: Eukaryota; Ciliophora; Heterotrichea; Heterotrichida; Blepharismidae. The record is from the annotation of a GenBank genome assembly.